Messenger RNA from Terrapene triunguis (Three-toed box turtle), 3389 nucleotides. RefSeq names its product nuclear receptor subfamily 5 group A member 2-like. NCBI's taxonomy places the organism in Eukaryota, Metazoa, Chordata, Testudines, Emydidae. Gene Ontology annotation, molecular function: RNA polymerase II cis-regulatory region sequence-specific DNA binding; zinc ion binding; nuclear receptor activity. Gene Ontology annotation, cellular component: RNA polymerase II transcription regulator complex. Gene Ontology annotation, biological process: tissue development; regulation of transcription by RNA polymerase II; hormone-mediated signaling pathway. The transcript has 8 exons. The record is from RefSeq and is a predicted model, not a curated record. The coding region runs from base 232 to 1857 and encodes 541 amino acids.
CAUGGUUUAGGGCAGGCCACUAAUGUUGGAAAAAGUACAGAGUCCAUUGAAAGACAUACUUGCUACUUUCUGAAUUCUUGGAUUUUUGUUGUUGUUGUUCAUCUUGCUGACUUUCACUGAAGGUUAUUGUAGCCUGGGUCUCAAGGCCAGAAAAGUUUACAAGCCACACCUUUUGCCAAACUCAAUGCUGUACACCCUAUACCCAAGGACAUUGUAUAUUUAUACCUAAUAAUGUCUUCUAGUUCUGACACUGGCAACAUACAGGAAUCUAUAAAACAUGGACUUACACCAGUUGGUGCCGCUCUCCCGGACGGACACGGAGCCCCCAUCCCGGCCCGCAGCCGCCUUGUCAUGCUGCCCAAAGUGGAGACGGAAGCCCUGGGACUCGCCCGAGCGAAUGGGGAGCAGGGGCAGAUGCCGGAAAACAUGCAAGUGUCUCAGUUUAAAAUGGUAAAUUACUCUUAUGAUGAAGACCUGGAAGAACUGUGUCCAGUUUGUGGAGAUAAAGUGUCUGGUUACCAUUAUGGACUUCUCACUUGUGAAAGCUGCAAGGGAUUCUUUAAACGAACAGUCCAGAAUAACAAAAGGUACACGUGUAUAGAAAAUCAGAACUGUCAGAUUGACAAAACACAGAGAAAGCGUUGCCCUUACUGUCGAUUUCAAAAAUGUCUAAGUGUUGGAAUGAAGUUAGAAGCUGUGAGAGCUGACCGAAUGCGUGGGGGUCGAAACAAAUUUGGACCAAUGUACAAGAGAGACAGGGCACUGAAGCAGCAGAAGAAAGCUCUUAUCCGAGCAAAUGGACUUAAACUGGAAGCCAUGACUCAAGUGAUCCAAGCAAUGCCCACUGACCUGACAAUAUCCUCUGCAAUCCAGAAUAUCCACUCUGCUUCCAAAGGCCUACCUCUGAACCAUACUGCCUUGCCUCCUACAGACUAUGACAGAAGUCCCUUUGUAACCUCUCCAAUUAGCAUGACAAUGCCGCCUCAUGGCAGCCUACAAGGUUACCAAACCUAUGGCCACUUUCCAAGCCGUGCUAUCAAGUCUGAGUACCCUGACCCUUACACUAGCUCUCCAGAGUCAAUAAUGGGCUACUCAUACAUGGAUAGUUAUCAGACAAGCUCACCGGCAAGUAUUCCACAUCUGAUAUUGGAACUCUUGAAGUGCGAGCCAGAUGAGCCACAAGUCCAGGCUAAGAUCAUGGCAUAUUUGCAGCAGGAGCAAGCUAACAGAAGCAAACAUGAAAAGCUCAACACAUUUGGGCUUAUGUGUAAAAUGGCUGACCAAACCCUCUUCUCCAUUGUUGAGUGGGCAAGGAGUAGCAUCUUUUUUAGAGAACUUAAGGUUGAUGACCAAAUGAAGCUGCUUCAGAAUUGCUGGAGUGAACUCUUAAUUCUAGAUCACAUUUACCGGCAAGUGGUACAUGGGAAAGAAGGCUCUAUCCUUCUAAUUACUGGGCAACAAAUGGAUUAUUCAGUAAUAGCAUCUCAAGCAGGAGCCACCCUCAACAACCUUAUGAGCCACGCACAGGAGCUAGUAGCAAAGCUUCGUUCCCUGCAGUUUGAUCUACGAGAGUUUGUGUGUCUCAAAUUCUUGGUGCUCUUUAGUUUAGAUGUCAAAAACCUUGAGAACUUCCAGCUUGUGGAAGGUGUUCAGGAACAAGUGAAUGCUGCUCUGCUGGACUAUACAAUGUGCAACUAUCCACAACAGACAGACAAAUUUGGGCAACUUCUCCUGCGGCUACCAGAAAUCCGGGCCAUCAGUAUGCAGGCCGAAGAAUACCUCUACUACAAACACCUGAAUGGGGAUGUGCCAUGUAAUAACCUUCUCAUUGAAAUGCUGCACGCAAAGAGAGCAUAAAUUAUACCCAUUAGAGCUUCUGCUUUCAAGAAAAAAAAAAAAAAUACUCUGAACUGCUCCAAGCAACGCUAAUUAAAAACUUGGUUUUAAGACUUUGCAAAAUGGUAUAAUAAUCAAAUACUUAAUAGUAAAUAAGUGAUGUAUCAGGGUAUUUGUAUUGCAAACUGUGAAUCAAAUGCUACACAUCCCCAAAGGAAUCUGUAUAGGACUUUGUACUGGAAUGAAACAAGCUUAUAAGUGGAUCUAUCACCAAUGUCAACAUGAAAAAAACCGGAACAAUUCUUGUAUAUUUAACUUUUCUGAUCGCCACUAUGAAGAAAUUUAGGAACAAACUGAUCUGUGUUAUUAAGCUAAUAUAGUGGAGAAAUUGAGUGCACUAAAAUCCUUCAUUGUACAGCAGGACUUCUAAAACAACUCUAAAGGAUGCAAAACUGCACCACCACCAUCUUCUAUCAUCCUUCCAAGGACCCAACACUUACUUUGCCUGUGAUAAAUGUUGUGGCACCUAUUCAAUCUGUAAUAAAGGUCUGGAGUAGCCACAUACUAUAUAGUAGCUCCACCAAAUCAUAAAAGCCUGGUUUUGAAUGUCUGUGUCUCAGGCCUGCAAAUAGAUAAUAUGAAGAGUCUGUUAAUAAGUUAGCUUGACAUUCUUAAUAUGUUCUGAAGUUUGUUUUUUGUGUGUUCAUGUAAUUAAAUCAGGCAGUAUCCCUCUUCUACUAAUAUUACAUGGGAUGGCUAUAAAACAUCACAAAUAGUUUCUCCAAUGCAAAUUUGCUAAUUCAACCAUGUUUCAAUUACAGUAUCAAAAACGUGGCUCUGGCAUUGUCUAAGAUUUUCAUGCCAAAUAAGCUUGCUGAAGUUUUUAAGUCUUUUAGCAUCCUGUUUAAAGUUAGUUUCUUUUAAAAAUAAAUAAAAUCUUCUCAGAUUUCAAAUGGUAACAUUGCUAAAUAAUGCAAGUCAACAUCUAAAGUGCAUUUAGCUAUGCAAAAAAACCACAACAAUCAAAAUGUAUGAGCUGCUGAAGUCAAACUGCUUGCUAAGAAGUGAUCUUUAAAAUUAUCAAGAAAAGACAAAAGUAAGUUUUAAACAUAAUUUAAAUAAAACAAUUUUUUUUUUAAAAAAAGAGUUAGGUAAUUAAAAUAUUCUGCAUGGGUAAAGAAGAGUGAUACUGCCAUGUCUCUGUAGACCAAAGUCUGCUGCAGAACAAAUAUUGGAGAAGGACAAAUAAUUACAUCUCUAUCCAAAUGAAGAUAUCAGUAUUAUAACAUGUAGUGCCACAGUUAUGAAGUCUUGCCUUAUUUCAUUAUCCUAAAAGGUAACUGGGCAAAUGUGGAUCAACAUAUGUUUAAAAUAGAGUAUUAAUACUUUACAUUAAAAAGAACCCUAGUGUUUACAUUCUUUAGGUCCUGUGGGAAAAAAAUCUGUGAUAAGAUUGCAAAGAAGUGAUUCCCUUAGUGUUGCUUUCUGAUUGGUAAUUAUUUUACCAGUACUGAAUUACUGUAUGUCGUGAGACACUAAAAUCAAAAAGGGAA